Molecule: messenger RNA, 5983 nt
Organism: Betta splendens (Siamese fighting fish)
Lineage: Eukaryota; Metazoa; Chordata; Actinopteri; Anabantiformes; Osphronemidae
Product: metabotropic glutamate receptor 4
Exons: 11
Coding region: 1557-4301 (914 amino acids)
Biological process (GO): regulation of synaptic transmission, glutamatergic; G protein-coupled glutamate receptor signaling pathway
Cellular component (GO): membrane
Molecular function (GO): adenylate cyclase inhibiting G protein-coupled glutamate receptor activity
Source: RefSeq, a predicted model, not a curated record
AGUUUUCGCACUCGGUGAUUGGACUUGAUAUGUUCGUCAUGGUGUGCGCACAGCAUCCCAAGAGCUCUGGGACUCGAGAUACCGCAUAGGCUGCGCAACAGCACCUGUAACGUGUCGACCCAGAAGCGUCAUAUUUGAUAGAAUGACGCCAGAUCCAGUGUUGAGAAUCGGGAUGAUUGCGCGCUGUCACAGUGCAGACACUUCAAUAGUCACGGCGCGUUAUUAGAUUGGACAUUUGGACACUAUUUGAGGUAAAAUACCUUUAAUUGCAUCACGCUUUCAACUGAUCUGGCGCACAGCCAAUGUGUCAUUAACACGGAGUCGUUAAAGCACGAGUUUAAUCGGACUUGGCUGGAGGCAGGCAGUGUCGGUCCGCUUUCUGCCUGACGCUUCAUAGAGGAAAAUAAGUGUAGGCUACAAAAAUCCGAUCUCGAAGUCGGAGAGCUGAGACAGCAGGUGGCCACAUCGACGUUGGGACUGAGCGAAUGGGAGCUGCAGGUCACACUUUGACUGAACGCAGCCGCCGCCUGAGCGCCGCUGCUUUGCCACGCUGUAAUUGGGAAUUCGCACCUUUGCCGCUCUUUUUCAGCGAAGGCGCAGUUCUUCUCCCGUGAAGGCGCUGCGCCGCGAUGCAUUGAGCAUCACUCGCAUCCACUACGCGGGGCGCAUAGUCUUUCCGUCUAUCAGCUAGAAUUUGCCGUCGCCUCGGGUGUGGGAUGUGCGCUUCCACGCUCCAUUGUCAUGUAAAAGAUCUGGUGCUAUAUUAGCGAGCAGCUCCUUCAGACGUGCCAUUCAUUUUCCGGUCGCUCGCAGCCUAAAGUUGGGACUUGAGACUUUCAGCACCACUUUUUCGUGGACAGCGCCCGCUAUGAUCUGUGAGGAUGGACUUGGCCCCGGAAUGCGCGUGGAUUCGCCUUGGAUACUCCUCAUAAAUUCUUUAUAAACAAGAAACAUCUAAAGCAAGGUUUCUGAGGACCCCCCACUCACACAGCGGCACACAAUACAAUAUACAAUAUACAAUUUUGCUUUGGAUAUGGGUCACUUCGUGUAAGCGGAUUCUUCUUGGGCUGGAGAAAGGGGAAUUCACUCUGAAGCCCGUGGACCCAAGCAGGCCUGAGGGCUCUGACAUAUACCAAAUCCCUGCCCAGGGGAACGGGGGAGAUUAAAAACUUCUGAUUGAGGUGGAGAGGGAAGAGACGCAGCGCGAGACGAGAAGAAAAAGCUGAGCGCUCACCUUUGUUCUUCCUAAUGCCCCGAGUGAAGGAUCUCCAUAGGCGAGUCUGUGAGUAACAGCCGACGCAGGAGCAGCUGCCCACCGUUGUGGUCAGAUGAUGGAGUGAGGGAGGGACGGAGAGAGGCGACGAGAACAGGAUUACACGCUGCCGAAGCGCCAAGCCCGUAUUCUAUCUUAAUUGAAUGCCUGGGAGAGAGGGAUGACGAGAGGCCGCCUUCACUGCGCCAACUGCUUCAAGAGCCGCUGCAAUUGACCCUCUGGCCGUGGUGAAGCGAUACCUGGCUGCCGCAGCUUCUGGACUCGCGGUGCUCAGGCGGCGGUCAUGUUUGGCGCCCCGGCGUGCGGACCGGACGGGACCGGCUGGCUGCUGCUGCCGCUGCUGCUCGCCUGCGGCGCCCUCGCGCCCGCCCACGCUGCCAAGCCCAAGGGGCCGGGACACACGCAUCUGAACUCCAUCCGCAUCGACGGCGACAUCUCCCUGGGGGGGCUCUUCCCCGUGCACGCCAGGGGCCACGACGGCAAGCCGUGCGGGGAGCUCAAGAAGGAGAAGGGCAUCCACCGGCUGGAGGCCAUGCUCUUCGCCCUCGACCGCAUCAACAAUGACAACAACCUGCUGCCCAACGUGACCCUGGGGGCGCGGAUCCUGGACACGUGCUCCAGGGACACCCACGCGCUGGAGCAGUCGCUCACCUUCGUGCAGGCUCUGAUUGAGAAGGACGGGACGGACGUGAAGUGCCUGGGGGGCGGGGCCCCCAUCAUCACCAAGCCCGAGAGGGUGGUGGGCGUGAUCGGGGCCUCCUCCAGCUCCGUCUCCAUCAUGGUGGCCAACAUCCUGCGCCUCUUUAAGAUCCCGCAGGUGAGCUACGCCUCCACAGCCCCAGAGCUCAGUGACAACACUCGCUACGACUUCUUCUCCCGCGUGGUGCCUCCGGACACCUACCAGGCCCAGGCCAUGGUGGACAUCGUCAAGGCCAUGCGCUGGAACUACGUCUCCACCGUGGCCUCGGAGGGGAACUACGGCGAGAGCGGCGUGGACGCUUUCAUCCAGAAGUCCAGAGAGGACGGCGGCGUGUGCAUCUCCCAGUCAGUGAAGAUUCCCAGAGAGCCGAAGCCGGGAGAGUUCGACAAGGUCAUCCGGCGACUGCGGGAGAACCCCAACGCCAGAGCCGUCAUCAUUUUCGCCAACGAGGACGAUAUCAGGAAGCUGCUGCACGCGGCUAAAAAAGCCAACCAGACAGGCCAUUUCAUCUGGGUGGGCUCCGACAGCUGGGGCUCAAAGAUCUCCCCAGUCGUGUACCAGGAGGAGAUGGCGGAGGGGGCGGUCACCAUCCUGCCCAAGCGCCAGUCCAUCAAAGGGUUUGAUCGUUACUUCAUCAGCCGAACGUUGGAAAACAACAGACGGAAUAUCUGGUUCGCUGAGUUCUGGGAGAACAACUUCAACUGCAAACUCAGCCGUCACGCCGUGAAGAAAGGGACCGGGCUCAAGAAAUGCACAAAUCAGGAGCGCAUAGGAAAAGACUCCAACUACGAGCAGGAAGGAAAGGUGCAGUUUGUCAUCGAUGCUGUGUAUGUCAUGGCCCACGCCCUCCACAACAUGCACCAGGAGCUCUGCCCUGGAAAGGUGGGGCUGUGUGCUAAAAUGGACCCCAUCAACGGGACCCAUCUGCUGAAGCACAUACGACGCCUCAACUUUGCAGGCAUAGCUGGCAACCCGGUUCUGUUUAACGAAAACGGGGACGCGCCGGGACGCUACGAGAUCUACCAGUACCAGAUCAGAAACCAAACGGCUGAAUACAAAAUCAUUGGCCACUGGACCGAUCAGCUUCAUCUCAAUGUUCGGUCAAUGCAGUGGCCCAGUGGAACCCGCCAAAUCCCCUCCUCGAUCUGCAGCCAGCCCUGUCAGCCCGGCGAGCGCAAGAAGAUUGUGAAGGGCAUCCCUUGCUGUUGGCACUGCGAGCGGUGCGAUGGCUAUCAGUACCAGGCGGACACCUACACGUGUAAGAUGUGUCGCUUUGAUUUGCGGCCCAAUGAGAAUCACACGGGCUGCGUUCCAAUCCCCAUUGUUAAAUUGGAGUGGAGCUCUCCAUGGGCAGUCAUUCCUGUGCUUAUUGCAGUCGCUGGCAUCAUGGCCACUUUGUUUGUUGUGGUCACGUUCGUCCGCUACAAUGACACGCCAAUUGUGAAAGCAUCCGGCCGAGAGCUGAGCUAUGUGCUGCUAACUGGCAUCUUCCUCUGCUAUGCCACGACAUUCCUGAUGAUAUCGACCCCCGAUGUGGGAAUCUGCUCCUUGCGCAGGAUCUUCUUGGGACUGGGGAUGAGCAUCAGUUACGCUGCCCUGCUCACCAAAACCAAUCGCAUAUACCGCAUAUUCGAGCAGGGCACUAUGUCUGUGAGUGCACCCAGGUUCAUUUCUCCAGCCUCCCAGCUCGUCAUCACGUUCACCCUGGCCUCAGUGCAGCUGCUCGGUGUGUGCAUCUGGUUCAUAGCGGAUCCCUCCAAGGCCAUAAUUGACUAUGAGGAUCAGAGGACGUCCAACCCCGUGUUGGCUCGCGGUGUGCUCAGGUGCGACAUCUCUGAUCUGUCUCUAAUCUGCUUGCUGGGAUACAGCAUGCUGCUCAUGGUCACCUGCACAGUCUACGCCAUUAAGACCAGAGGGGUGCCGGAGACCUUCAACGAAGCCAAGCCCAUUGGUUUUACCAUGUACACCACCUGCAUCAUCUGGCUUGCAUUCAUCCCAAUCUUCUUUGGCACUUCACAGUCUACAGAAAAGAUGUACAUCCAAACCACCACGCUGACCAUCUCUGUGAGUCUGAGCGCCUCCGUGUCCCUGGGGCUGCUCUACAUGCCCAAAGUCUAUGUGGUCCUCUUCCACCCUGAGCAGAAUGUGCCCAAGCGCACGCGGAGCCUCAAGGCCGUGGUUACCGCCGCCACCAUGUCCAACAAGUUCAACCCCAAGGCCGGACUCAGACCCAACGGAGAGGCCAAGACCGAGCUGUGCGAAAGCCUGGAAACGCAGAGUUUCUCAACAAAGCAAACGUACAUCAGCUACAGCAACCAUGCAAUCUAAAGGAUGCAGCUUCAUUUUUAGUCAGGAUUUGCACCCUGAUGGAAGGAAAAACAUGCAGUGGGAUUUUAAAUGUUCUCCAGAAUGAGGCGGAUGUGUUACUGUACGGGUGGAGAUUCACAGACGAGCCCAAAGACGGGACAUGACUCAGAGCAGAGACCACAGAGACACGCAGCGAUGGACACACGACAGACAACAGUACACCUGUAGGGUUCCAUCUUCUGUUUGCCUCUCAAGAAUAAACACAAAAAAGAAAAUGAUACUUGCAUGGCAAAGGCCUGGAGACCAAAGGACCAGACUUUGCUCUUGAGUGUUUACAUUUCAGCUAUGCCCUCCUUCACAGACUCUGCCACCUCGAGACUGGAAUCAAACUAAAAUCAAGAACAUGUUCAGGUGUUAUUAGUGUUGUCUGGCCAUUCCAAUAACUAGAAUUAAUCUUAAAUCUGCAAAAGGUCAUAAGGGAUUACACUAAAAAGGCAUGACGACACAGCCCAGUCACUUAAAGUGGGGACUGCUCCUUUUUAUUUCUAAACGCAUACCGAUCCUGCAACUCACGCAACAGGAAGUGGCAUCAUCUCAACAACGCAACGAUCUGUGAGACUCCUUGUGUUUUUAAUUCCUCCAGGUGUCCAUUGACUAAAUGCGGACUACACAUUUAAGUGGCCUCCGCCAGUUUCGAGCAUGCCAGUUUCAACAUCCUGUGUUGUGUUGUUAAAAAAAAAAGAAGAAAAACAUUUAUAUCUUUGGAAUGCGUUUAAGCUGUUGCAGCGUUGUUACCAAUUGUUUGGGCCGAGGCCUGUUGUACGUUUAAAAACUGUUCUCCAAUGGUGAAGGUCUAGUCAGUGAUUGUUAUCUGUGCUUAAGUGAGGCCAUGACUUGUAUUACCAGCUAGCCCAAGGCUGCCACUGCCCUCCGUGUUACCUGUGUGUGCUUUGAAAGUCGGCUCGCGGUAAAAGGAACACGAUCCUAGCCAGGAGAUCUUACUGGAAGCUGUCAUCCAGGGUGCCACCUCCCCCAUCACUGCCACUAGCAACUCUGUUGGUCACACGUAGCAAAGGGUGAGCCUUAACUGUACAGAUCCAUUAGGAGAGGAAUUAAGAUGAAGUAUGCCCUUGAGGGGAUCGUACAAAAUGCCCUGAAGCUGAUAUCCAUAAUGGACCAGCUACGGGGAAAAUUGAUUACCAUACAUGUCCUUCUCAGGCACUCUCAUAGUAAAAAGGAGGUGUCGGGGAUGUUGUAAGGCUUUUCAAGAAAUGAAAUCUAAUUGCAAAGGUAUACAAUAUCUAUCACCCUCAGCUCGCUGAAGAGAUUAAUAGUUGGCUUCGUGCAGUAUAAAAGCCCUCUAAUGUCUUGGGAAAAACAUCGCGGGGUCAUUUGUGUUGUGAAUUCAAUGCUGCUUUUCAUGCCUCCCUCUGUAUUACUUUCAAAACCAUUUGUGUUGCAGAAUAAAAUGUGAGUGCUGACCAAAUUAAAUGGCAAGUUAAUGUACGUUAUUAAAUAGAUUGAUGAUGUCUGCUUUAUGUCCUGACAUAUUCUAAAAUUGGGGAAAAUGUACAAAAAGAUACAGUGCCUGGCUAUCUGACUAUGUAUUUGUAAAACCUCAUGUAAACUAAUGAAGUGUGUGAAGCAUGUUUAGUUUUUUUUUAUACAAAAUUUUAUUUCUAUUAAAAAUGUUUUCAAACAAA